AUGCCACGCUUCUUGAACGUCUGGACGGGUGUGUUUGAAUGGCACGCAGAUCCGAGCGAGGUCCGUUACGCCAUUCUGUCUCACACUUGGCUUCUCCCUGAGCAGGGCGGCGAGCAAUCCUACGACGACGUCUGCAAGCUCCAAGCCACCAUACGCAAAGGGCGAGGAAACCCCCGGCCUUCUAUCUCCAACAUAGCGCACCUCGAAUACGACCCCUACGGCACCAUCUUCGCACAUCCCGAGCUCUCAGACAAGAUCAAGGGGAUCUGCAAGGUCGCGCGCGACGCCGGGUUUCGACUCAUAUGGAUCGACUCGUGCUGCAUCGACAAGACGAGCAGCGCUGAGCUCUCCGAGGCGAUCAACUCGAUGUUCGAGUGGUACCGGCUAUCGGACGCAUGCUACGUCUACCUCUCAGACGUUCCCGACGGCGAUGACCCCGGGGCACCGGAUUCGGCCUUCCGAAGGAGCAGGUGGCACACCCGCUGCUGGACACUGCAGGAGCUCAUCGCGCCCAGGCACGUGGAGUUUCUGACGCAG
This is a messenger RNA of Trametes versicolor FP-101664 SS1, 537 nucleotides long. Its product is annotated as heterokaryon incompatibility. The transcript has a single exon. The annotation marks the transcript as partial. Lineage: Eukaryota; Fungi; Basidiomycota; Agaricomycetes; Polyporales; Polyporaceae. The record is from RefSeq and is a predicted model, not a curated record.